AUGAACUCUUGGCUGAUUGGUCUAAUAAUAAUAUGGUUAUUUACACCCAUAACGGGGUAUCUAAUUAUACCUUACUUCUUUUAUGGCACCAAGUCAAUUAAAAAUAGAAUCAUCAUUGUUGUAUUGGGUGACAUUGGAAGAUCUCCUAGAAUGUGUUAUCAUGCCACUAGUUUUGCAGAUAAAGGUUUUGAUGUUGAAUUUAUUGGCUAUAAAGACAGCGAAAUCCCUGAUUGCAUUUCCAAAGAGAGAAAAAGGAGUAUAACUAUCCAUGAUAUAUCAUACAUCGCAGUUAAUACUAAAAAUAAGAGUGUAAUCUCAAUAAUGGUUACCAAAGUAUUUAGACAAACCUUCCAGCUCAUCAAAAUAUUGUGGAAUUUGAGAGGCAGUGAUUACAUAUUGGUCCAAAAUCCUCCUUCAAUUCCAAUUCUACCUAUAGCUUGUUUCUAUAAAUUCAUCUUUCGCACCAAAUUAAUUAUAGAUUGGCACAAUUUUGGUUAUACCAUAUUAAAGUUAAAGUUAGCUAAAUUCCACCCUUUUGUAAUUGUUUAUUUUAUGGUGGAAUUCAUAUUUAGUAGGUUCGCUGACUACCACCUGACUGUAACCAAUGCAAUGAAAGACUAUUUAAUACAAACAUUUAAGUUGCCAAGUAAAAAAAUCUCAACAUUACAUGAUCGCCCUGGUCCUCAGUUUAAACCUCUGCCAGAAGAAGACCGUUGUAUGCUACUAUCAAAAAACCCACCUUCUUUUAUAUCCGAAUAUUUACAGAAAGCCAAUUUUAAGUAUGGUAAGGAUAAAAUAUUAGUUACUUCAACUUCAUUUACACCGGACGAGGACUUAGAGGUAUUGUUAACAGGCUUAAAAAUUUUUAAUCAAUCUUAUGCGAAGGAUACCGAUCAAAAUUUACUAUGUUUCAUCACUGGUAAAGGCCCAUUAAAGCCCUACUAUCAAAAAAAAGUGAAUGAGAUGAAAUUAGAGCAUGUUAAAAUAUAUUUUCUUUGGUUACAGAGUGAAGAUUAUCCUAAAUUAUUGCAAUUAUGUGAUUUUGGUGUAUCCCUACAUAUGUCUUCUUCUGGAUUGGAUUUGCCAAUGAAAAUUUUGGAUAUGUUUGGAAGUGGUAUUCCAGUUAUCGCAUAUAGCUAUGAUACUUUAGAUGAAUUAGUAAAACAUGGUGUUAACGGAUAUCGUUUUCAAAACCCACGAAUUUUAGCUGAGAGUAUUGGGUUUAUUUGCAAUCCAAACAACUAUAAUACUUUAAGGACUAAUGUUUUGAACGAAAGUAAAAUAAAAUGGCAAUCUAGUUGGGAAAAUUCAAUGAUUAAGGAGCUAAAAAUAGUUAAACAGAGAUAA
Molecule: messenger RNA, 1347 nt
Organism: Saccharomycodes ludwigii
Lineage: Eukaryota; Fungi; Ascomycota; Saccharomycetes; Saccharomycodales; Saccharomycodaceae
Gene: ALG1
Product: chitobiosyldiphosphodolichol beta-1,4 mannosyltransferase
Exons: 1
Coding region: 1-1347 (448 amino acids)
Cellular component (GO): endoplasmic reticulum
Molecular function (GO): mannosyltransferase activity
Source: RefSeq, a predicted model, not a curated record